Theileria parva strain Muguga is the source of this 4897-nucleotide messenger RNA. RefSeq names its product LCCL domain protein. The coding region runs from base 11 to 4852 and encodes 1613 amino acids. The record is from RefSeq and is a predicted model, not a curated record. The transcript has 12 exons. Gene Ontology annotation, molecular function: extracellular matrix structural constituent. Lineage: Eukaryota; Apicomplexa; Aconoidasida; Piroplasmida; Theileriidae.
UUUAGUUUAAAUGGGAUUGUAUUAUAUUAAGAUAAUUUUAAUUUUAAUAUUUGUUAAAAAAAUCAGGUGCAGAAAUGCAAAUGAAUUUUACACAUUCAAGGACUCUAAAGCCACGUCAGUUUUUAUCGCACCAAACAAUGAUUUUGAAAAACACGGGCCGAAUAGAGCCUUUCAAAUAGGCUCUUCAUAUUGGUCAAGUCAAGGUCAUCAUAGUGACACUGAUUUUGUGUCAUGGACGGGAGAGUUAUAUGAGAAGGCUACAAUAUCGCAAGUUAAUGUAUACUGGGAAUACGCCCCAAAGGAGGUUGAAAUUUCAUUUUCACUAACUGGAGAUGAUUUCAAUGUCGUCAUGCCAUUCAGACCAACUUUUGAAAAUAAACGCUCUUAUAAGGAGAAUUUUAAGUUGGAAAUGCCAUAUGAGACUAAAUUUGUUCGUCUAACAUUGAGAGGAGCAAUUAAUACAUACUUCGGAAUAAGGCAUAUACACUUGGUAGGAUAUGGAACACCGUUGUUUAUGAUAAAGUCUGGGAUCUCCUCUAAGGAAGGUGAAAUGUGUCUUCAAGUUGAAGAAGGAAGUGAAGAAAAUCAACCGAGAGUCGUUUUAGAUCUCUGCGUUAACGCAAUCGCAGCUUCAGACGGAAGAGAAUUGUGGAGACAGAAUUCAAGAAUGCAAAUUGUGAGUGCAGUUUCAUACCCAAAAAUGUGCUUAACUACUGUUGAAUCCACUAAAGUUGGUCCUGUGAUAAUUGAUAAUUGUAAUGAUGACUCGUGUACUUGGGAGUUUAUGGGAAACUCACAGUUAUCAGUUAAGAAUGGGAAUGAGUUAUGUUUGACACAGAAGGAUGAAAAUGGUACUGUGGCAGGGAUGGGAAACCUGGUAGAGAAAUAUAAAUCAGAGUUAAAAGUGACAUCUACUGGAAGUAGUGAAAACCAUGAAGAAAAGUACGCAGUAGACCUUGAUAAGAAGACGUACUGGGCAUCUUUAAUAUUCCCGGAUGAUGGAUAUCACGUUACAAGUUUAACACUUGACUUUGAUAAGAUGGUACAUGCCUCAAGAGUAUUAAUAGACUGGGAAUACCAGCCUCUAAGUUACACAAUAGAGGCGAGUUCGGACAAAAUAACAUUUAAAGAGAUUUCAAGGAAUCUGUCAAACCCAUUUCACACUACUACAGACUCGUUUCCCGGUACAGAUUUCAAGCAGUUGAGGAUCAUAAUGAUGAAGCCUCAUUACUUGUACGGUAAGGUUUCUGGUGGAUAUGUUUACGGGAUAAGAGAUUUGUCAGUUUUGACUAAUAAUUUAGUAACGGUUGUUGGUGAUUGCAGAGCGGCUGCAAACAGCGCAGACGCCAGGGAUAAGUAUUUUGUAUCCUACGUCAGCACAUUUGAGCCAUUACUUUCUAAGAAGAUCAGAGGUAUGGAAUCUGAUCUAAACAGCGUAAUUUCUGAAGUAUCAAAUGAACUAAGUCAUUUGAAAGAGUCAUUAGAAGAGUCGUCAAAUUGUAUGGAUGAGAAGAAGGAUUAUGAUAAUCAGCUAAAUUCAUACUCUAAAAAGAGUCAAGAUUUAUGGAAACUGUUUAAUUCGUCAACAAUCACAAAGUGUGACCCUUACACACUUGAAUUAUCCGUGAUUGGAGAAAAUAAAAAUAACCCUGCGGAAGACUGUUUUAAUAUAUAUAAUUUGAACCCAAAUGUAAAAUCAGGUUUUUACUGGAUCCAACCACCAUGUUCCAAAGCUCCGUUAAGAGUUUACUGUGACAUGGAUUCUCACACUUCAAUGUACAUUUGGAAUGGAAAAGAUAAUUCAAUAUCAGUUCAGCCUUUGAAUAAUAUAAGAACACCAACUUCACUCAGGUUUCAAUGUGCUUCUUAUGGCCUUGAACCGCUUGUAAUUAAGUCGAGGCGUCAAAUUGAUCACCUGAAAAACGCUAUGAAACUCAUCCCACUCACUAAUAAACUCGAUUCAUACCUUCCAUUGGCAUAUAAAUUUGGCUCAGAAUCGAAAUUUAAGGAUUUUAUGAAUAUAUUUUCAUUCAUCUCUUUCUCACAUGAUAAAUCUGAUGUGACAAGUUCCAAUCCCGCUGGUGAAAAUUCCAAUUCUGAUGGAUUUAGUGAGUCCACAGAGUUGAAUGACUUACAUGUGAAUGCAGUUGGAAUAUCAAUGUCAACAGAGGAGCUUGAAAGGUUUGACCUGGAGACUUCUGAAAUUUCAGGAAUUGUUUGUUCAACUAAUGUUACAGAUGAGAUUACAGCGCCUUUAGAGUUGGACUGUUCAGACUCGUUGGGGAGGUCUAAAAAAAUAUUCGGGUCUCUGAACACAAGUGUGAUUGUCCGUUGUGACGAAGACUGUUCUCAGAAGGAUAAUUUAUUUAUUUAUGGUACAAAUGGACUGUACAGCGAUCAUAGUUCAAUUUGUCUUGCCGCAAUACAUGCUGGAAUCAUUAGUUCCCAUGGCAGUUUUGUAGUUUCCAUUGAAAACGGUAGAAAAUACUAUGAUGGAGAUAAACAGAAUGGGAUCCAGAGUUACUUUUAUAAUAAAACGUGGCAUGGGCUUAAGGAUAUAAUUCAUGAAAAUGAACCAAAUGGUGAUAGUAAAGAUAAUUUUGAACAUAACGGUCCUGAUAGGAAGUAUAGUAUCAGGAUCUUACCACGUGAAAAACGAUGCCCAAUCAUUGAAACCAAAGGCUCAUUCCUACAACUCACCAAUGAAAAUACUAGUAACUCUGUUGAUAAGGUUAAUACAGAUAAUACUAAUACUAGUAAUAAUAUUAACACUGGUAACAAUACUAAUAAUAAUACUGUUGAUAAUACUAAUACUAGUAACACUGGUGAUAGUACAAAUGAGGUGGGUGAGAUGAGUGGUGAUAAAGUUUAUGAUCCUAAUACGGUAAAAUAUGCGAAUAAAGUAAUUGAGAUAAUGGACUCGUUAUACGGAGUUGAUAAUAAAACUGUGACAAACGUAGUUGAACAGAUUUCUUUAGUUGUUUCACAAGCAAAGAAACAUCUCAGAGCACUCGAACCAAUACACAAUAAACAAAAUGAUACCAUUACAUCAUUAUUUGAUAAUGGAGGAUCACUGACAUCUAGAGUGAAUUCAUAUUAUGAUACACUGGACUCAAGUAGGAUGUUGUAUUCAAAUCUAUUGACUGAUGAGAAGAAUAAGACAGUAGAUGUUUCAUCAGACUUUGAGUUGGAUUAUCAUAAAAUGCCGUUUUCUAAGACAUUUACAGUCCAUGACAGUUCAAUGGCAAGUGGUAAGAGUAAUUGGGGUUAUUCAAACUCACCAGUUGAAGGUCAUGAGUCAUAUGUUGCUCAGUCUGGUGAUUUAGAUUCUGAGUUAAUUUCUGAAGGUUCAUUUGCAUUUCUGAAUCAUUUUAAGUAUUUUGAUUUUGAAAUUUCACUUGACGUUUUGGCUACAAAUGAAGGAUCAAUAGGGUUAGCCUUUAGAGUUCAUGACCAGUUUAACUUUUACCUCUUUGUCAUGAGUUAUUUUAAUUCAAACAAACAACUCAUUAAGGUUGAAGAUGGAGUUCCACACGUACUAGCAACAAAUCCUGAUGAAGGAUAUAAUAAAAUGCAAUGGUACAAUGUGAAAAUUAAGUGCACUCAUUAUUACACUGAAGUUCAUUGUGAUAAUCGACUCAUAUUCAGGGUGAUUGAUACUAGUUUCUUGUAUGGUUCUUUUGGGCUUUAUUCUUCAGGUGCAAAUAGUUCAUUUUACUUUGAUAAGUUGUCAAUUAAGGCUAAGAAUGUACAAAUUUUAGAGUCACCACUUAGGCUUGAAAGACUAAAACAUAUUAAAUGUUGUAACUUCUCAGAAACUUACUCGGGCACUUUUCAAGAAAAUUAUAACAUUAUUAAUCCCAAAUAUUCAACUAAUACCGAUUGGUCAUUCGAGAAACUGUUUAAUGGUGAGCAUAAAGUGAUACAUCAACUGAAGUCUUGUUAUGAUCCACAUGAUAUUGGUUCUUUAGCAAUAUUGAAAAAUGAUCGCUACUGCACUGGUGGGUAUUUCAGGUUUAGGGUGCUACCACAAUGUGAAUCUGGUACUGUGGGUGCAGUUGUUCAUUAUCUGGAUGAAAAGAACAUGUGUCUGGUUGAGCUUAACUCUAAGGAGUUUAGAAUAAGGCAAUUUUCAUCCGGGGUAGCGAAGGUACUUGCUACUGAAGAGGCGUCAAUUUCCAUUUCUAAGUGGAAUGUAAUUGAAAUUGAACUCACAGACACAGAAAUCAAGGCUAGAGCAAAGACUAAUGUGGCCCAUAAUUUUAUUUUAAAGUCACUUUUGCCAUCGUAUGACUUUAAAGUUUCAGCCACUAUUGAGCCCAAUAAAGGUCAUUCUCUGGGCCUUAAAUCCUCAGCUUGUGGUUCUUGUUACUUUGAUAGUGUUCAAAUAUCACAUUCAGAGCCUAAGGAGUUGAAUACAAGUUUUAUGGAAAGUUCAGUCUCCAGCUCCUGGGUACCUUGUCUGGCCUCUAAUCUUCUUGAACGUAGAAGAUUGUGUAGUUUAAUGACCAGAAAUAAUCCUAACGAGUGCAUGAACGACUUUUGUAAUCAGUGUUGUAGUCAUCACACAAGACUUUUAGGUGAUCAUGUAACUCUAAAGUGUACCAAGAAGUGUGACAAGAACAAUUUACUAUUCAAGUUAAACUCUGACAAAUUCGCCACUUACUUAAGUGCAUGCACUUCAUUUCAAGGCCCAGCAUUCAAUCAUUGCAAUUUGGACGCGAAUUGUCUAUUUCACUCUUGUAAGCUUUGCUGUAACUCUGGUUACUAUAAUCAAUUUGAUGAUAAACGUAAACUCAUAGAAUCAACGUACUGUGAAAACAAGUGUAAAAUACCCCUACUCUAUCGCUAAUGUAAAUACACCUACGCACAUAAUAUUAUGAAUAUAGUAUUUUGU